GUAGACAGUUUUCGACGAACGUUCACUGCAGACAGGGUCUCGAAGAAAUUAAGUUUGCAUUGAGGAGAAGAAAAAUCGAGGAUUCGAUCCACGAUGCAAUCGUUUUUAUUAUUGCCAUUUCUGUUUCAAAUAUCUCUGGGAAAAACGGAUUUAUUUCAGCUCUCAGUGAUACACUUGAACGAUUUCCACGCAAGGUUCGAGGAAACGGGACCACGAUCGGGAAUAUGUCACAAAGGUAACGAAACGGAAUGUAUCGGAGGAAUCGCGCGGGUAACGACGGUGGUGAAAGAAUUAAUGAGAGAUAGACCAAACGCGAUCUUCCUGAAUGCCGGUGACAAUUUUCAAGGGUCAUUUUGGUACAACGUGCAUCGUUGGAACGCGACCGCAACCUUCAUGAACCUGUUACCGCACGACGCCAUGACACUAGGAAAUCAUGAAUUCGAUAACGGAGUGGCGGGUGUGGUACCUUUCAUGAAAAUGGUCAAGGCCCCGAUCGUGGUGACGAACAUAGACGCGUCCGAGGAGCCAACAAUGCAGGGUCUCUACAAGAACAGUACCAUCAUUGAGAGAGGAGGUAGAAAAAUCGGAAUCAUCGGCGUUAUUGUAAAAAACACACCCAAUAUCUCCGUUACCGAGAAAUUAAAGUUUCUGGACGAGGUAGAAACGGUGAACGAAGAGGCACGAAAAUUAAAGUCCCAAGGAAUUGAAAUUAUUAUCGUCCUAAGUCACUGUGGCUUAAACGUGGACAGGAAGAUGGCAGCUUCCUGUCCUUUGAUCGACGUGAUCGUCGGAGGACACUCGCAUACAUUUUUAUACACAGGAACAACACCUCCUUUCACCGACCUCCCUGAAGACGUGUACCCGGUGGUGGUGGAUCAAGAAUUCACGAAAAGAAAAGUGGUGAUUGUCCAAGCAGCAGCGUUCACCAAGUACGUGGGAAACUUGACGGUGUGGUUCGAUAAAGGAGGGGAGGUUGUCCAGUGGGAUGGAAAUCCAAUUUUUCUUAGUCACUCGGUCGAGGAAGAUCCUGAGACAGUCGAAGCUCUGGAACCCUGGAAAGAAAGCGUAGACGCUAAAGCAUCAAUCAUAAUUGCUCCCUCCAAGGUUUUCCUUGAUAAUAGGUGUCGCACAAGGGAGUGCAAUUUUGGAAAUCUGAUCGUUGAUGCUAUGGUGGAUUCUUACGUAGACCAAGCAGAGAACCAGACCUUCUGGACAUACGCUGCUGUCGCAGUUACAAACCCUGGGGGAAUUCGUGCCUCCAUUGAUUCUAUUGGUAGAAACAUCACUUUAGGUGAUUUGAUAACAUCCUCACCCUUUGAAAACACAUGGGACGUUCUUGAAUUAAAUGGUAGCUGCAUCAAACAGACCCUAGAAAUGAAUAAAAUUUUAGUAUGGUCAGGACUGAAAAUAAUUUAUGAUACGAAUGGUUUACCCAGAAACGCACUGGAUGUUAAGAUAAGGUGCCGAGCUUGUGAAGUGCCGAGGUUCGAGAACUUAGUGGAAGACGAAUGGUACAGGAUAGUGGUUCCAAACUACUUGGUCGCUGGCGGAGAUGGAUUCGACACGUUCGAAAAGUGCGGCCGAAAUCACAAAGUCGGAUAUCUUGAUUCCGAUCUGCUCGCAGCGUACAUGAAGAAAAUCAGUCCAAUAAUAGUUGGAACCGAUCGUCGAGUGAUUGUUCUGAAGACUAUCCCAUCAAGGAAAGAACAGAAUUUCUUAUAGAGUCAAAGUUACAAGACUUCAUUGAAAAAUCAUAACAACCGAAUUGUUUCGGUACAUUUACUUUGAAAGGGAGCUCGUUUCAAGCGGAGGGAAGAGUACAAUGAAUAUUGUAAUUAAUUAAAUUAUUUUCUCCAAAUAA
Molecule: messenger RNA, 1861 nt
Organism: Osmia bicornis bicornis
Lineage: Eukaryota; Metazoa; Arthropoda; Insecta; Hymenoptera; Megachilidae
Product: apyrase
Exons: 12
Coding region: 94-1722 (542 amino acids)
Biological process (GO): AMP catabolic process
Cellular component (GO): plasma membrane
Molecular function (GO): metal ion binding; 5'-nucleotidase activity; nucleotide binding
Source: RefSeq, a predicted model, not a curated record